CAUCACUGCAUGCCCCAUGCACGCACCUACAAUUUCCCUUCAUCAAUCCAAACCUCUUUAAAUCACAAAAUUAAUUCAAAAAGGUUUCACUGAGAUUGGUGUCCAACAAUUAAAAACAUGAGUCAGGAACAGCCAAAGAGGGAGGAUCAUCAAGAAGAGGCUAUCACAUACGGAGAUGUCUUCAACGUUCAAGGAGGUCUCAAAACCAAACCGAUUGCAUCGGUUGACGCCGCCACCAUGCAAAAGGUGGAGAGUCACCUGCUUGGUAAGAACCCCAAGGGUGGCGUCGCCGCGGCGAUGCAAUCCGCGGCCAUGAAAAAUGAGAGAGAUGGGGUGGUGGGGCUCAACGAUAUAAAUAACAUCGCCGCUGGCGAUGGUGUUAGUGUGAAGGAGACUGAUUCUCCGGGGAGGCAAGUGAUAUCGGAGUCCGUUGGUGAACAGGUUGCUCAGAAAUCAGUAGAGGAAAAGGAGAAGAGAGUUAAUAAAUUGGUUGAGAUGGUGGAGCAAUUUAGCAAAAAGGCGCCACUGACGUCCUCUCUUGUUCAAGAGAUGGGCAUUGGGGGCGGUGGGAUCACCAUAGGUGAAGCACUGGAAGCGACGGUUCUCACGGCGGGAAAGAAGCCGGUGGAGUGGAGCGAUGCGGCGGCGAUUCAAGCUGCGGAAGUGAGAGCCACCGGGCGCACCAACAUCGUCCCCGGAGGCGUUGCUGCGGCGGCGCAAUCGGCCGCAACCCUAAAUGCUCGGAUUACAAAGGAAGAGGACAAGACGAAACUCGCAGAUAUUCUGGCGGAUGCGACUUCGAAGUUACCGUCAGAUAGAGCAGCGACUCGGAGAGAUGCUGAAGGUGUGACUGGUGCAGAAAUGAGAAAUGAUCCCAACCUCACUACUCAUCCUGGGGGUGUGUCAGCAGCCGUGGCUGCUGCUGCUAGGCUUAACCAAAUCACUAACUAGUUACUUCAUCUCACAUACCAUAUAUGUAUAUUAUCGCCAUUGCGCAUUUUGUAAGUGAUUCAUUUUUCUUUCUUUCCUUCAUGGAGAACGAAACAACCAAAAUUCUGUCCUCUGACAAAAUGUUAAGAGCUCGCCCAAUUUUUAUUUUUUUUAAUCUAACCGUGAUAGUUUUCUUCAAAGCAAUGCGUUUAUAUUUUAUU
Messenger RNA from Vigna unguiculata (cowpea), 1151 nucleotides. Its product is annotated as late embryogenesis abundant protein D-34-like. The record is from RefSeq and is a predicted model, not a curated record. NCBI's taxonomy places the organism in Eukaryota, Viridiplantae, Streptophyta, Magnoliopsida, Fabales, Fabaceae.